This is a messenger RNA of Vespa crabro (European hornet), 750 nucleotides long. RefSeq names its product NADH dehydrogenase [ubiquinone] 1 alpha subcomplex assembly factor 2. Gene Ontology annotation, cellular component: membrane. The record is from RefSeq and is a predicted model, not a curated record. The transcript is spliced from 2 exons. Lineage: Eukaryota; Metazoa; Arthropoda; Insecta; Hymenoptera; Vespidae. Gene Ontology annotation, biological process: mitochondrial respiratory chain complex I assembly. Bases 162 to 623 code for a protein of 153 amino acids.
UUUCGAUAACUAUUACGAUUUUCACGAUUUUCCGAAUCGAACUUCACGUUUCUUCUCUAAUUCCUUCACUUUGUCGCGUGUGAUUUUUAAAACGAUUGGUGAAAUAAUCUUUUAACCAAGAUAAACGGAUCGCUGGAUACCCGAAACUUUACAAAAACAAGAUGUCUGGAAGGCAACGUGGUCUAUUCCGAAUGAUAUUUAGAGAUUUUUUAGCAUCAAUCAGACCUAAUAUUAGUAGACCAAAGUUGAUGGGAGAAGAUUAUUUCGGAACUAAAUAUUAUGAAGUACCAAUAAGUUCCACAUCUACAAAAAAGAAACCUGCUCGAUAUUUUAAAGCUAUAAACAAUGAUUUUGAACAAGAAAUACCUGCAGAAUGGGAAGCUUGGUUGAGAUAUCGUAGAAAGGAACCACCAACUUUCAUAGAAAUUGAGACAAAUUAUAAAAUGCAAAUAAUUAAAAAAAUGAAUGCAGCUAAAUUAGAAGCUUCUAAUAAAGAAUUAACAACUUCAAAGAAAACUGAUAUACCUGUUGAAAAACGUGGAUAUGAAAGUUUUCCCGUCUAUGAUGAGUAUAAUUCUACGAGUAAAUAUAUCGAAUUAAAACCUAAAUUAAAACUAAAAUAACUUAUUAUUAAAUUAUAUAAUAAAUAUAUAUAGGUAUAUAAAAAAUAAAAGAGUAAUAUACGCUUAUCGUGUUAUGACUAUAACACAUCCUUUAUAUUUGUAGUCAAUAAAACCUUCAUAAUAUAUA